UUUGCACGUUGAAGUUUUCAGGAAAACGUUAAACAUGUUACAGGUGUUUUACCUUCUCGUCUGUAUACCUCUGGUAACACUUUCUAAAUCUGAUUGUCCGUGUAAGAAUGAAAUCAGAAACUACAACAUCUGCAUGAAGACUGCUACCUCAUGUGGUCUUCACCUCAGCAAAUUUGAAGAGUGUAUUAAAGACAGAUUUACUUCCAUGGAGACCGAAAUUAAAACUUUGAAAGGCUCAAUUCCAAAUGAUACAGGUAGACCGCAUGUCUCCUUCAUAGCUUAUUCACCCUCAAGGGUAAAAUGGCCGCCAGGGAAUUUCCUUAAAUUGGGAGGAAUUACAACCAAUAAAGGGAAUGGGUAUAACAGUACGACCCGUGUGUUUACCGCCCCUGUAGCAGGAACCUACUCCUUUACUCUUACCAUUGGUUUGCCUACACCCUCAAGCUCCUCGGACUAUUUGAGGUUACGUAUAUUGCAUAACAAUAAGGAAGUUGGGCUGGUGUGGGCUGGAUGGGAAGGACUGUGGAUCAAGGUCUCCGAAAAUGUUCUUGUUGAUAUGAAGAAGGGAGAUAAAGUACGCAUUGAGGUGCACACAUGGCCGAAAGAAUAUAAGUAUAUCGGAUAUGGAGUGGCUUCCAAUUUCAACGGGUUCUUAAUACAAUGAAGGAAAACAUUUAUAUAAUGAUUCUGAGAAGAAAAUUCAUGAAUGAAUAUCUAGAAAU
Molecule: messenger RNA, 722 nt
Organism: Ostrea edulis (European flat oyster)
Lineage: Eukaryota; Metazoa; Mollusca; Bivalvia; Ostreida; Ostreidae
Exons: 2
Coding region: 35-664 (209 amino acids)
Molecular function (GO): protein binding
Source: RefSeq, a predicted model, not a curated record